AUGUCGUUAUUGGCUGCCUUUGGCGGCGACACUGUCAAAAUAUUCGAUGCUUCCGACAAGCUUUUCGACUCUUCUGUCAUACCUGCGAUCCUUGUACCUUUAGCUUCACUCCUUCUCCUGGAUUUCAAGUCAAUUAAGCCAAAUGGAAUCACUCAAAUUACCGUAAGUGAAUCGGCUACUAACCGCGGAGUGCUUGUUGUUUCGCCUGCUGGAAACGAAGGAAUUCUGAGUUCUGCUACUAAUCUUGCUCCAUGGAUGCUUAUAGUUGCUGUUAGCUCAACUGAUAGGGAUUUCACUUCUGUCAUCAUGUUAGAAAAUGGCGCAAAGACUAGUCUGAACCAUACAUCACUCGUCGCUCUAAAUUCUGCUUACCUUAAAGGAGAGAUUAACGUGGAAGCACUUGAGGGACUUGUGGCAAGAUCACCUAACCUUAAGAGUCUAAGUGGUGCUGAUGUUCUUUCUGCUAUGGAUGAUGCCAUUCAUGAUGGUGUUGACAUACUUUCUCUCUCCCUUGGUCCUAAUCCUCCACAGCCGAAUUACUUUGAGGAUGCUGUCAGUGUUGGAGCAUUCCAUGUAUUUCAAAAAGGAAUUCUUGUUUCCGCUUUUGUUGGAAACUCGGUUUUUCCUCGAACGGCUUGCAACGUUGCUCCUUGGACCCUCACUGUUGCCGCUAGCACGUUAGAUGGAGAAUUCAGUUCAAAUAUCUACCUUGGCAACUCAAAAGUUUUGAAGGGGUUUUUCUCUAAAUCCAAUAAAAAUGGAGUAUUCUCAUGGUUUGAUACAUGGAAGUUCAGCCGUAACGUCUGGAGUUUCAGUAACAAAUGCUAA
Molecule: messenger RNA, 828 nt
Organism: Lathyrus oleraceus (garden pea)
Lineage: Eukaryota; Viridiplantae; Streptophyta; Magnoliopsida; Fabales; Fabaceae
Exons: 4
Coding region: 1-828 (275 amino acids)
Biological process (GO): proteolysis
Molecular function (GO): serine-type endopeptidase activity
Source: RefSeq, a predicted model, not a curated record